This is a messenger RNA of Fusarium verticillioides 7600, 1651 nucleotides long. RefSeq lists its product as hypothetical. The transcript has a single exon. The record is from RefSeq and is a predicted model, not a curated record. The coding region runs from base 26 to 1447 and encodes 473 amino acids. NCBI's taxonomy places the organism in Eukaryota, Fungi, Ascomycota, Sordariomycetes, Hypocreales, Nectriaceae.
UUGUAUCAUCCUGAUUUCCGACAAAAUGCCUCAAACAGGUCCUUCCAUGUCCCCAGAACUGGGCAUCCGCCUUGAAGAAAAUCAGCACUCAUAUUCUCCAGGCGACACAAUUAUUGGCUAUGUUUACCGAAAAAGUCCUGUCGUGAGUCCAGACUCAUCAGUUACCAUCUCUCUAUCUGGGAGAGCCAAAUCCAAGAUCGUUAUCCAUCGCGCAAGCACAAACACCACAACUAGUUACCGAGGCCGUUUCAAUCUCAUCCCCGAGUCGGCUUGCUCCCAGAAUAUCUUCCAAGGUCCGCUCCAUAUUGAAAGCGGCGGCGAUGAGCAGACGUGGCCGUUUGCAAUAACGCUGCCGAAGUAUGUUGACCCGAGAUACUUGCAAGGCGGGCGGCAAGACCAGAGCUAUUUGCCUCUCGGCGCGACGGAUCAUAUUCUACCAUCGACCUUUACACUUCGCUCCAUUGGAGAGACUGAGGGUUUUGUCGAGUACUUUAUGAAAGCUACCUUGAGGGCCACGGCAAAAGGCCAUGUUAAUAUGACUGAAGCUGUCCUUCCGUUCGAUGUCAUCAAUCUCAGUCCUGACCCUCCCAUAGCCGACUUCGGUCUUAAAGGUUCACGGAGCCGUCAGACCAUGUCGAGCUAUCGUCUUGUCCCCGGUAUGGAAGAUGUCAAGUUAUCAUUUUCUCAGAAGAUCAAGCAGUCUUUCAGCACUUCAAGUGUACCAGAACUCGUCUGCAAUCUCCUUGUUGACGUCCCAACCGUCAUUCAGCUUGAAAAUCCAACUCCGAUCCCGUUCAAGUUACGUGUCGUUCCAGAUUUAAAUGCGACAAGCGAAAUCAUCAGACAAAUCCCACAAAAGGUCAAAUUGACAUCAGUCUCUAUGCGAAUCGUCAGCAGCACCGAGGUCAUAAGCGAAGGAACUCUAUUUUCCCAGACAAAUGAAAAACGUGAAGAGAAUGACCUGUGCGUUGAGAGUGCCAUGAACAGAAUCCAGGGCGAUAUCUAUAUCCCCUGUACAGAUGAAGGGCCUCCACUCGAUAUUGGAGCCAUACUUGGCUUGCGUCUUGAACAAUUACGACCUGGAUCUCCCCAUCGACCAAGCAGUUUAGUGAAACUAAACCCUACCUUUACCACAUACAACAUUCGCCAUUCGCACAGAUUGACAUGGAAGGUCAUAGGUGAAAUAGCUGGAGAGCGCUUUAGCGCGUUGGGUGCAGUCCCAUUGAAGAUCUUGAUGCCAAGUGACGAGCGAGGGCGGCUGGGUGAUAAGACAUCGGUUCAAAGGACCGAGACUGAAGCUACAUUCGAUGGUGCACCAGGUCCGUCUCAAUUGCAAAGAAACGAGUCGUGGAUUCAGCCUCCAGAUGAAGAUGACGCACCCCCAAGCUUUACUGAAGUAGUCGAAGAAGAUAAGGGAGCCAAGGUAGCAGAGAAGUCCCGUGAAUAGGCGCACAUGCGGUUCGGAGGUUGAUGUAGUGUUAUGUAAUAAUGAAAUGAAUAUUUGCUGGUCUACUACUAGACUCACUUCUUGCUACCCAACCUCAGCUCCCAUUGCUUGUUACUGAAUGUUUCCAUAACUUCUUCCUGCCUGUUGGGUAGAAUUAUAUGGAUAGGGGGCUGCUUACCUUCUUGCAUCCCUUUAGCAUCACUC